Anthonomus grandis grandis is the source of this 1547-nucleotide messenger RNA. RefSeq names its product cysteine sulfinic acid decarboxylase-like. Gene Ontology annotation, cellular component: cytoplasm. Gene Ontology annotation, molecular function: pyridoxal phosphate binding; carboxy-lyase activity. The record is from RefSeq and is a predicted model, not a curated record. Lineage: Eukaryota; Metazoa; Arthropoda; Insecta; Coleoptera; Curculionidae. Gene Ontology annotation, biological process: carboxylic acid metabolic process. The coding region runs from base 36 to 1508 and encodes 490 amino acids. The transcript is spliced from 7 exons.
AAGAGCCCCAAUUUGAUUUUUUCCGUUUCGGCGAGAUGAUGGCCGAUGAUUUUUGUCCCGUGCCAAAUCCGGAUGUCCACGGGGAGUUUUUGCAGAAAGUGGUCGAUUUGUUAUUUAAAAAUGUCGUAUUUACAUCCAGACGGGAUAAAGUUUUACUGUGGAAGAGUCCGGAGGAAUUAAUGGAAGAGUUUGAUUUCAGUCUGCCCCAGAGGGGAGAGGGUCAGGAGAAACUGUUGCAGAUCAUGAAGAACACGGUGAAGUUUAGUGUUAAGACAGGGCAUCCGUAUUUUGUUAAUCAGCUGUUUUCUGGUUUAGAUCCGUACGGAUUAGCGGGCCAAUGGCUAACCGACGCUCUAAACGCCAGCGUCUAUACUUACGAAGUGGCACCGGUAUUUACUUUGAUGGAACAGUGCAUAAUUAAAGAGGUUUGCCGGAUGAUCGGAUCCAGAUGGAACGACGGCAUUUUUUGUCCCGGUGGAUCCUUCGGGAAUGGCACGGCUAUUAGUCUGGCACGGUACAGUCGCUUUCCCGACGUUAAGAUGAAAGGGAAUUCCUCACUACCCAAAUGCGUAAUAAUUACCUCCGAGGAGUGUCACUAUUCCAUUUAUAAAUUUGCCGCUUUUCUUGGUAUUGGUGAGGAUAAUGUUGUUCCACUAAAAACGAACGAUGUGGGAGAGAUCGUUCCCGAAGAUUUAGAAAGGAUUGUUUUGGAUUUUAUUGGUGAUGGAGUGGUUGUCUUGAUGGUGGUGGCCACAUUAGGUACCACUGUGCGAGGAGCUUUUGAUCCGGUACACGAGAUGGCUGUCGUCUGCAAAAAGUAUAAGAUUUGGCUGCACGUAGAUGCUGCCUGGGGGGGUGGGCUAUUAUUUUCCCAAAAACACCGGGCGAAACUGAACGGGAUCGAGGCGGCCGACUCGAUAGUCAUCAAUCCUCACAAGUUGUUGGCGGUUCCGCAACAAUGUUCCAUGUUACUCGUGACCGAUCCGGACAUCCUGCACCGAUGCCAUUCGCGAGGGGCAGAGUAUCUCUUCCAGAAAGACAAAUAUUACGAUUCCAGAUACGAUGUGGGCGACAGAUAUUUACAAUGCGGUCGGAAGUGCGACGUGUUCAAGUUUUGGCUCAUGUGGAAGGCAAAGGGGUCUUCUGGAUUUGCCAAUCACAUCGACACUCUAAUGGAUCUGGCGGAGUAUUUUGAGCAGCAGGUGAAUAUGAGGCAGGAUUUCGUGCUGGUGUCAAAAAGGCAGUACAUGAACGUUUGCUUCUGGUAUUUGCCGAGAUAUUUGAGAGGAAAGGCGAAUAUUUCUGAUUAUAAUGUUCAGUUGCAAAAGGUCGCCCCUCAGAUCAAAGGAGUCAUGGUGAAGCAUGGGGCGGUAAUGCUCAACUACCAACCCUUGAAAACCCUCCCGAACUUCUUCAGAUUCGUAUCCCAAAAUUCCGCCCUUAACAAGGGAGAUGUCGACUUCAUAUUGGAUCAUAUCGCAGAAAUUGGAGAUUCACUUUUUAGAUAAGUUUAUUUUUAGUUCAAUAAAGAGCUGCUGAUGCAUUGU